CUUAUACUAUAAUAUAAUACUUUCAUCUAUCUGUGUUGUUUUGUUGCGUGUAAUACAGCGUCGAAUUCGCCAUACAUAUGUGUGAACACGUAGGAAAGAGCGACUUUGAAUUAUCCGAGCGUGGUGUUUUUAUGUGUCCUGAAUAAAAGUGCAAUAUAUCACGCUUUUCCUGUCCACGAAUGGAGGCAGCGUCGGAUAUGCUGUUACAAGAGAGCAAUUCAGGCUCCACUAGGCCCAUCGACACCUCGGUAUCGAAUAAUGAAAAUAUAUCCGAUAACGAGUCAAACAAUGGCAAUUGUAAUGGGGUCACAACUCCACAACAAUCUCAAUUCGAAUUGAAGCAAAUUGAUAAUUCUAUUUUCAAUACAAUAUCAAAGAUUGUCAAUCGAACUGCCAAGGUACCAGAGAUUCAAGAUUUCAAAAUUGUCAAGCCUAUUAGUCGAGGGGCAUUUGGGAAAGUUUUUCUGGGUUAUAAAAAAACCAAUCCAGACCAAAUCUAUGCUAUUAAGGUGAUGAAAAAGAACGAAAUGAUUCACAAAAAUAUGGCAUCGCAGGUGGUAAUAGAGAGGAAUGCCUUAGCAUUGGUAAGAAGUCCUUACUGUGUCCAACUUUUUUAUUCCUUACAAUCGGUGACCAGUGUGUACUUAGUUAUGGAAUAUAUGGUUGGAGGAGAUUUAAAAAGUUUACUUGGUAUGUAUGGCUACAUGGAAGAAUCAAUGGCUGCAUUUUAUACAGCUGAAGUUUGUCUGGCACUCGAUUACCUUCAUUCACAUGGUAUUGUACACAGAGAUCUUAAGCCAGACAAUAUGCUUCUUUCCAAAGAAGGUCACGUAAAGCUCACAGAUUUUGGUUUGAGUAAAAUAUCAUCACUGCAUCGAGACUUGGAAAUUUCAGAUUUAGUUAAUUGCACUCCAAGCUUAUGCACUCGUACUCCAGGACAGCUGCUGUCGCUUACUUCUCAUCUGACGUUUGAUUCGUUGGGUAUGAAGACGACUAUGAGUGCCAAUGACUCAAAUCUUAAUACAAGCGACCGGAGCAAUCCAGCAGUUGAUCUGCUGCCAGAACUACAGAUGCGAGGAAAAAAUCGUAUGCAGGAAUCAUCGAAUUCCAUCGCAUCGGAGGUUCAAUCAGGUGAUUAUUCGCGUGUCUCUGGGGUCACUCCAUUCCAAUCAGUUGAAGAUAUUCGAGCGUCCGUAUUUCCGAGCACCAAUAGCUCCGAGGCCAGUAGUUAUCACACGGCUCAUUCUUCGGGUCAGUCGACCAUGUCAUCUCAAGUAACUACAGGAAGUGGGAGUAGGAUCAGUGCCGACGCAGAAGAUGAAUCGACCUUGGAAGCAGAGCAUUUACAUCACCACCCGUUGCCUCAUCACACGAGUCCAUUGAGCAGUUGUAGAAAUAAAUUGUCUCGAGGCACCAAACGAAAACGCACGCAAAGCCAUACUCACGCUAGUACAGGUUUGACUCGGGAAAUUUGCCUUUUAGGACUGGAUGGUGACCUCACACCAAAGAGAAAAAAUCGAGGUUCAGGCUCGAACUAUUCGGCCUGUCGGAGUCCACCCAUGAUCGUAUCGACAUUUAGACGCAGAGUCCAAGAAGCCGACGGCACUUUAAAAACUGAUCAAAAUGGAGUCCGAGUCGCUUUUAGUACACCGGUAUCGUCGACCAAGCGUCGUCCCGAGGUCGUCGCGGUUUUUAAGAAAGAAGAAGAAAAAGCGCCAUUCGUCAAGUCAACGAGAUUCGAUCUACCCCCGAGCAAUGCGACGCCCGACAAAAUGACAUCGAGCGACGUUUCUCUUUCCGGCAGUGAACUGCAAGCCAGACACAGAUCGCCCCAAGGCAUAUCGCCGAUCAAAACGCCCGCACCGUCAGGAAAUAAUUACACACCUUACAGGACACCAAAGUCGGUCCGAAGAGGGACUCAAGGGAUUGGUCGAUCCGAUGACAGGAUUCUUGGCACGCCGGAUUACUUGGCGCCAGAAUUGCUCCUACGACAAGGUCAUGGUCCUGCGGUAGACUGGUGGGCUCUGGGUGUCUGCCUAUUUGAAUUUUGCACUGGAGUACCGCCGUUUAACGAUGAGACUCCUCAAGCCGUGUUCUCGAAUAUUUUGGCCCGUGACAUUCCUUGGCCCGAAGGCGAAGAAAGUUUAUCGGCAAAUGCGAUGGAGGCCAUCGAUAAUUUACUCACUUUAGAACAAAACAUUCGACCCACUGCCAAAGAAGUGAAGAUUAUGAAGCUCUUUGAAACAUUUCCAUGGGAUGAACCGUCAAAAGCUCAGCCACCCUUCGUACCACAGCCCGACGAUUGUUACGAUACUUGCUAUUUUCAAGCGCGAAAUAUCUUACAACAUCUAAACGUCAGUAGCUGCGAUACAUGACCACCGGAUCGUCGGAUACUGUUACAAUUUUAAAUCAAUCGAAUUUUAGACGAAUAUAUCUAUUGUGAUUUUUUUUAUUAUUAUAUUUAUCAUUCAUUUUAUAUAUAUUCGUACACAAGCAUACACGUAUAAUACGAA
Trichogramma pretiosum is the source of this 2513-nucleotide messenger RNA. RefSeq names its product serine/threonine-protein kinase greatwall (gene gwl). Gene Ontology annotation, cellular component: nucleus. Bases 180 to 2375 code for a protein of 731 amino acids. Gene Ontology annotation, biological process: peptidyl-serine phosphorylation; intracellular signal transduction. Gene Ontology annotation, molecular function: ATP binding; protein serine/threonine kinase activity. The record is from RefSeq and is a predicted model, not a curated record. The transcript is spliced from 4 exons. Lineage: Eukaryota; Metazoa; Arthropoda; Insecta; Hymenoptera; Trichogrammatidae.